Molecule: messenger RNA, 2165 nt
Organism: Neurospora hispaniola
Lineage: Eukaryota; Fungi; Ascomycota; Sordariomycetes; Sordariales; Sordariaceae
Exons: 1
Coding region: 295-678 (127 amino acids)
Source: RefSeq, a predicted model, not a curated record
GGCAGACUGGCCCGGGGAUACUCCUUGCUUUGCUGCUUUCGAACUCUCCUUGAGCGGCAACGGCAACGUUCAAGGCAGACAACGACAACAAGACAACAUCGCAACGCCUAACGUAUUCAAUAAUCAAGUUGGUCCAUAAGUCGAAGCGUGCCAGAUACUGUUACUGCUGACUUCUUGUUACCCAGAGGAACCUGAAAAUGGUACCGUACCUCCAUUGACGUAUGUCUACAGGACUUUGAGAAAACACACUUUCAACGUCCACCUUCUGUUCCACCCCCUCCUCCCCUCUCAGCAAUGCAUUUGGGCCAAGGUGCCUUAGUGUCCUCCGCCCUUCCACUCACAUCACCUCUCACACUCUCUCUUUCAGUCAAACUCAAGACUGGUUCAGAUGGGGUAUCUCAAGUCCUGGAAGCCACUCAUAGCACUCCUCCUCUGUCUUCUUCCGUUGUACCCAGAUAUCAGAAAAAUGGCGAUAGAUUCCUUGGAAGGCCUCUUAGAAAGGGACCGAAGAUGAGGGAGGGGACAUAUGCAGGCAAAAAGGGGUCGCAUGUAAGGGGGAGGAGAAAGACCCAGAUCCCGGGGAACAACAAGCAACACUUGGCCGACGCUCGUCACGACACGUAUAAGGUACAUAUGUACGAUGCGUAUAGCGUACCUGUUAGUUUGCCCCCCUUCUGAGACGCAGGUCCGCGGGUUCGCAGGAAAGGCCCCCGAGGUACCUAGGUAGGCAGGCUAGAGGAAGCACCGGGAGGCGGACCAUAUGUGUGUGCUCUUGUGGCUCUACCUAUCUAUGUCUGUGUGUGGGUUACGCCGAAUCUAUCCGUAGUCCCGUCAGGAACAUGCGAGACACGCUCGGAUUCAUACGAGAGGGUUGGAUCACGUUGAGGGGGAGGGGGGGAGUUCUUCAGUACCUACGAUAAAUUAAGGCGAGGACGGUUACAUGGCGUACACGCCCUGUCUAUAGGUGCCUGGGGUUAUUGGUAGUGAGAUCUAUGAGACGAAACGGAUCGGAUAUAGUUGAGGCAUACAUAGAUGAGGACUAUCUGCGGUAGGUAUCUGCUCUGUGUACAAUCUCUCACCUUCAACGAAUACAGAUCCCUUCGUUGUUUCGUUCGGUCAUUCUUGGAAAUGGGAUCACCUAACUUCACUCACUCAGACCGCUACAGUCGGCCUGCCACUCCGGUGUUUUGGGCCCAAAGAGAUACUAUGGGGCGCAGAAAACUCGGAUGGGCAUCUAACUGGACCGUCGAAAACAAGUGACAUGGAUGAUGGAUGUAAGCAUAUUGAUAAUUGGGAGUGCGCACAAAGAAGGGAAAAACUCUGCUACAACCUGGAGCAACUUGGAGCAACUUGGAGGGGGGUUUCCAUUGAGUGGGGAAGCAAAGAAAGGGAGUGAGUCUGCUAAGAACAAUGUUCGCAUGAGAUUAUAUCUGCACAUGUAGGCAUCAGUGGGCUUCCGGUCUACUACUUGUGUAUUUACAGGCAAAGUAUCUAGUCAGCUCCAGCUUUGUCCGUUGAACUAACUACCUAAGUGAUCCUGGGAGAAAUCGUGAAAGCGAGAAGCGUAAAAGGCAUAUUUGCAUACUCUGAUCAACCAGAGUGUGAAUAGACAGGUGACCAAAGAGGUGGUAUGUAACGACUGAACAGAAUAAACCAAAAUGAAAGAGCAUGCUGUAAUCACAAUGCUGAAGAACAGCAAUGAACCGGCAGCAAUCAACACACCGCUGGAUGCCGGGAUUCUAAUGUUCUCAGGCCAUAAAUCGUUCUUUCCUCUUCUGGGUUGAGAUUCAUCCCACCACCUUCACGCUUGAUGCCCGAGAGACAUCAUAUAUACCCUGAAUAUUCGGCUUCGCCAACCUUUCCGGGAUAAAGCGGAUACCUUGGGCUGGGUAACGAUCAUUUCCCGGCACCUGUUCCCAGUAUCUAUUCUAUCUCCAGCUUUUAAUUCCGGAGCAGGUCCUGAUGUCUCUCGAGAUACAGCUGUGCAAAACACACAUGGUAGCUAGAGGUAGUCAUACUAGCUACUAAGGCAUGUACGUACCUACAUCUGGCCAUCUUUUUGUCUGAGCUGUACCUGCUUUCUCCAUCGUGCUAGGUAGUGCUGGAUGGUUGGAAAAAUUGGCAAAGUCUUUGGGCUUUCUACAUACAUUGAAACACAAGCUUGC